This is a messenger RNA of Phytophthora nicotianae INRA-310, 1229 nucleotides long. RefSeq lists its product as hypothetical. Gene Ontology annotation, cellular component: membrane; endoplasmic reticulum. Gene Ontology annotation, biological process: ceramide biosynthetic process. The transcript has 3 exons. The record is from RefSeq and is a predicted model, not a curated record. Gene Ontology annotation, molecular function: sphingosine N-acyltransferase activity. Lineage: Eukaryota; Oomycota; Peronosporomycetes; Peronosporales; Peronosporaceae. Bases 127 to 1161 code for a protein of 344 amino acids.
AGUGGAUACAUGGACUAGGGAUGUCAGGAGUGCCGUCAUACGGGGCACCAUUCGCUGCUUGCCGUGCCGCGCCUCGAGUGGAUCUCCGGCCCCUUUCGUCCCCUUCGCGAAGCUGCUGACUGAGCCAUGUCGACCGAGAUGAAGGUCUCGCUCAGCAUCAAGGAGUACGUGCUGGUGGCCAUGACGCUGACACUCGUGCCCAUUCUGGUGCUGGAGCUCUACGGCGUCUCGCAUACUCGCAGCCACAACCAGGCCUUCCACGACGGCACCCCGGGCAUGCCGCAGCUUACGGACUUGGUUAUCGCCGGCGUCACCUCGGUGCUGCUCAUUGGUGCGCGCUUUAUCGCUGGAAAAGCAUUUGCACCGCUUGCUCGCGUCGUGCUCUCGCCAAAGAAGCGCGUAGUCGAAGACCGUGUGCAUCGCUUCACCACGGUGCUGUUCAAGUUCAUUUACUUCUCGGCCAUCACUAUCGUGGGCUUUAAGGUGAUGGAGCAUGAGCCGUGGUUCCCGCCGUCACUGGGAGGCAAGGGUGAAGCGAUGAAGACUUUCGAUGUGCUGUCCGACGCGCCUUCUAGUGCGCUCACUUACUAUUUCAUGGUACAGCUCGGAUAUCAUCUGCACAGUCUGCUGUUCAUGGUCUUCUUCUCGCCGAUUCGCAACGACUUCAUCGAAAUGCUGCUGCACCACGUAGCCACGAUACUUUUGAUUGGCGGCUCGCACCUGGCUAAUUACACGGAGUUCGGGGCACUUGUAGUGUUCACCCACGACCUGGGCGACGUCACUGGAUAUGGUAUCAAGUCCAUUGUGGACUCCGGUAACACGCCUCUGGUUGUGUUCAUGUACUUGGUACUGCUGGUUUCGUGGGCGUAUACACGGCUGUUCGUGUUCCCAUGCCACCUUAUCAACAGUACAUUCACCGCGCUGCCGCAGGAGCAUUUGAACAUCAACGCCACAUUCGCACAGCCGAUGGUCGUUAUGCUGUGCAUGCUCAUGGUGUUGCACGUAUACUGGUACUUCCUUUUCCUAGUGAUGGGGUAUGCACUGAUAAACAAGGGCGUGGCUGAGGACAUUCAGCACAAGGUGGAAGACCCCAACGAGGAAGACAACGCAGCUGAGGAAGCCAGCGCUGAGACCUCGCGCGUCAAAUCCAAGGACGACUAAGGUUGCACUUGAUAGCAUAAAUCAACAAAGCAUGCGUUUGUACGAAAUGGAUUAUGAUCACGACCUGA